UUUCAGAAGCUACAAAGCAGCAAAUGUCAAGCAGUCCCGUCACCAUGGCGGAUGAGAACUCGAACCCGAGUUCGAAAAUCGAUGGGGCAGCCCCCAGGAGCCGGUCGCCGCACCGGCGACAACCACACCACUCUCGGAGCAGCAGCAACAACAUCAGCAGCAGCCUCCACAGUCGGUUGAGGAGAAGAAGGAGAAGCCGAAGCCAGAGGAAGCAGCUCCAGUGGCAGCAGCAGCAACUCCGAUUGCGGAAGGAACAGCAGAACCAGUCGAGAAGAAGGACGAGCUCAUGCCAGAAGCUCCAGCUCCAACGCAGCAAGCUGAAGGAUUUGGAAUCAAUUCCCUUUUUGACGGUCUCCGUACCGGUUCUCUCUCCCCCCCUUCCACAUUCGUCCAAUUCAGAGUAUGAAUUCGCGUACGAUCCUAGUUUGAAUCCAAGUGAUUCACAUCCUAUGGGAAGUAAUACGGUCUCUGAACCGGCAAAUGUUCCAUUCCAAAAUCUUUUGCAACCAGGUUUAGAGGGAAUGGAAGUUGUCCAGCAAGAAGAGGAUAUGGAUAUUGAUGAAGAGUUACUUCUCGGACCAGUCGCAGAGGAGGAACCGAGAGGUUACGUUCCACCUGUUCGUGAACGUCAUCGGUUUUGGCAGCAAGGCACUUGAGAGGACAAGGUAUGUUAAAUGAAGAUUUAAUUAACCCUACGCUCUCCGCAGCGGUCAAACUUCCUUAUACUUCUAUUCCAAAAGAGAUGACUAUUCUCCGAGUUUUCAUGAACAUUCAUGAUCCACAGUUAGUUAUUGGAACUGCGGCUGCAAUCAAGUUGGCUUUUAGUCAAGCACCUUUCUUGGAGAUCAAAGAUCGCUUUGAUAUUACUUUCAUUGAUGAGGCCUCACAGUUAGCUCUCUACGUAUUGGGAUCGCUAGCUACGAUGCUUCCGAAGUCUCGCAUGAUUCUUGUCGGAGAUAUGCAUCAACUUCCGCCAUACAUGGAGGAAGCGCUUCCAGCUGAGCUGAAGCGAGCGGCGAUUGGAGAGCCACUUACACUUGCAGUUAAGGGAAGAAGAUGGCCGUCAAUGCAUCUUACUCGCGUCCAUCGAUGCCCGAAGAUGAUUACUGAGGUCCUCGGAGAUCUGUUUUAUGGAAAUACUCUGACUUCUUCGAAGCCAGGCGUCACCGACAUUCCAGUGCUGAAGGCAAUGGGACUCCCGAGCCGACAUCCAAUGGUCUUCGUCAACUACACGUCACCGCAGACAGCUGUCGGAAAGAGUUUCUCGAACGAAGGAGAAGCUAGAUAUGCGCUCCAACUGGUCGAAGCACUCACUCGAUACGCGAGCACGGCGAAUAAGAAGAUCACCGCCGCCAUUCUAAACUUCUAUGGAGCUCAAUACUCCUACGUGUACUCCAUGGCCGAAGACGAAGUGACCGUCAACACCAUCGACGGAUGUCAAGGACAGGAAUAUGACGUCACAAUCGUGCUUCUCACAAGAUCCGAUCCUUAUGAGCGAUCAAAAUUCCUGGUCAAUGCCAACAGGAUCAACGUCGCGCUGAGCCGCCCGAAGAUCGCCACAGUCAUCAUUGGUCAACGCCACCUGACAGGAAAUCAACCGGACCCAAGACAGCCGAAACGCGGAAGACAUCAGCGAGUUUGCAACUGGGCCCGUCUCAUCGAGAAGCUUCCAAAGGAAUGUUUCGUCGACGCCAAAGAUCAAGUCAUCGCUCAGGAAGAUCGGUCAGAAGUCAGUCACGCAUUGGAUCCUACGCGUUCAUUGUUACCAGCCCAUCGGCACAUCUUCGGAUCCAACCGUGCACAAGAGCCGAACGCUAUCGCAGCGUCAAUUCCUCAAUAACCGAGUUAUUUCGCCUACUCUAUGCCCACAAACUUCCCCCUACCGUAACCCUGUGUGUGUGUGCGCACGCAAGUGUGCGCGCGCGCGCGGGGGAGCGCGCACCUUGUUUACGCCUUCUGGACCUUUCUGCGGAGGAAUCCAGGGCUCCGCCCUGCCACCGCAGAGGGGUAUAUAAGACGGCAUUUCUAUCACUCGAGAUCUUCUUUUACUUUCUUGUAUCCCCCUUUUACCUGUCCCUCCUGUUAUUCUUUCUUCUGUCACCCACUCUGUGGGGGGUUUAAUUAAUAUAAUAAAUGUAUUCUUUAGC
Caenorhabditis elegans is the source of this 2147-nucleotide messenger RNA. RefSeq names its product DNA2/NAM7 helicase-like C-terminal domain-containing protein (gene R03D7.2). The transcript has 2 exons. Bases 668 to 1840 code for a protein of 390 amino acids. The record is from RefSeq and is marked reviewed. Lineage: Eukaryota; Metazoa; Nematoda; Chromadorea; Rhabditida; Rhabditidae. Gene Ontology annotation, molecular function: helicase activity.